Tauraco erythrolophus (red-crested turaco) is the source of this 1080-nucleotide messenger RNA. It is a transcript of the gene P2RY4, whose product is annotated as pyrimidinergic receptor P2Y4. Gene Ontology annotation, biological process: transepithelial chloride transport; G protein-coupled receptor signaling pathway. Gene Ontology annotation, cellular component: plasma membrane. NCBI's taxonomy places the organism in Eukaryota, Metazoa, Chordata, Aves, Musophagiformes, Musophagidae. The record is from RefSeq and is a predicted model, not a curated record. Gene Ontology annotation, molecular function: G protein-coupled UTP receptor activity; G protein-coupled purinergic nucleotide receptor activity.
AUGGCCACGUCGGUGAGGACGUUCCCAGUUUCCCUGUGGACAUCGACGUCGUCUCCCUGGCCAGGAGCAAACACCACAGCAGCGGCAGAGGCGACGUGCGUCUUCGACGAGGAGUUCAAGUUCAUCCUGCUGCCCAUCUCCUACAGCAUCGUCUUCGUGGUGGGACUGCCCCUCAACUCUUGGGCCCUGUGGAUAUUCAUCUGCAGGAUGAGGCCCUGGACCGCCACCACCACCUACAUGUUCAACCUGGCCGUCUCCGACAUGCUCUACGUCCUCUCCCUCCCCACCUUGGUCUACUAUUACGCCGACCGCAAUAACUGGCCCUUCGGGACAUGGCUCUGCAAGAUCGUGCGCUUCCUCUUCUAUGCUAACCUCUACAGCAGCAUCCUCUUCCUCACGUGCAUCAGCGUCCACCGCUACCUGGGCAUCUGCCACCCCAUCCGCUCCCUGAAGUGGGUGAAGACCAAGCACGCCCGCAUCGUUUGCGUGGGCGCCUGGCUCGUUGUCACCAUCUGCCUCAUCCCCAACCUCAUCUUCGUCACCACCAGCUCCAAGAACAACAGCACCCUGUGCCACGACACCACCAGGCCCGCAGAGUUCUACCGUUAUGUGCAUUACAGCUCCUCCGUCAUGGCCCUCCUCUUCGGGGUCCCCUUCCUGGUGAUUGUCCUGUGCUACUGCCUGAUGGCCAAGAGGCUCAGCCAGUCCAGCUUCUCCAGCCCCAACCCCCGAACGCCCUCCUACAAGAAGCGCUCCAUCAAGAUGAUCAUCAUCGUGCUCACCGUCUUCGCCAUCUGCUUCGUGCCCUUCCACAUCACCCGGACCAUCUACUACACCUCCCGCUACAUCCAAGCUGGCUGCCAGACCCUCAACGUCGUCAACUUCGCCUACAAGAUCACGCGGCCCCUGGCCAGCGUCAACAGCUGCCUCGACCCCAUCUUGUACUUCAUGGUUGGGGACAAGUACCGGGGGCGGCUCAGGAGGGACGAGACCCAGGAAGCAUUUGGGAGCGGAGCAAAGCCACCCACCGCCUCGGCAACGGCGCUGGGGUGGGUUCGGAGCCAGGGGCCGGAGCGGUGA